AAUAUCGGCACUUUAAAUACCGCCUUUGUUUUCUUCCAAGAGGUAGUGACAAAAGGCUGAUUGAAAUGAAGGUGGUGGCUUAUUUUAAAUAAUAAAUUAUCGUUCUUUCUUUUCCUGCAGCAACUCAUGGACGACCAACAAUCAGCUAGAAGUGCAUGGCCCGAUCCACCUAUUUACUUUAAAAGGUACACUGACGAGAAUUUAGACUUAUUAAAGCAGGCCACGAAGACUGGCACAUUUCCAGAAAACACGAUAUCCUCCGGUCUAGUCCCUGAGUUCCCUCUUGAAGCACUUCAACCUCCACCACCUCCCACUGACGAGUAUACUAUUUUUGACCAAAAGUGGCAGAUUGACGACCAUCUUCCCACUUUAGAUGAACUUGGUGUUAAGCAGUUAUUCCCUGACAGUGCCAUUGAUCGAGUUCAAGAAUUAAAGCGCUUAAAUAGAUCUUUAAUUGUUCAAUUUUUAGACUUGCUGGAUGUACUUGUCAACAAUCCAGAAAAGUUCGGAGAGAGCAUCGAGAAUAUCAGUACUAUAUUUAUCAACAUGCAUCAUAUUUUAAACGCAUAUCGACCUCAUCAAGCUAGAGAAACACUUCGAUUGUUGAUGGAAAACCAAUUAGCAAGGAAACGUGAGCAAACAGCUGAAUUAAGGGCUAAAUCAAAAGAGGCCAGAAGUUUCCUUGAAGGACUUUAAUAAAUUCUCUUUCUGUACAUAUAUAAAUUUUGGGACGCGAGUUGAAAAAAAGGCAUAAAAUUGAGUUUUUGACACCCUUUCA
Messenger RNA from Mucor mucedo, 778 nucleotides. Its product is annotated as mediator complex, subunit Med7. Gene Ontology annotation, molecular function: transcription coregulator activity. Lineage: Eukaryota; Fungi; Mucoromycota; Mucoromycetes; Mucorales; Mucoraceae. The coding region runs from base 127 to 696 and encodes 189 amino acids. Gene Ontology annotation, cellular component: core mediator complex; mediator complex. Gene Ontology annotation, biological process: regulation of transcription by RNA polymerase II. The record is from RefSeq and is a predicted model, not a curated record. The transcript is spliced from 6 exons.